This is a messenger RNA of Oryza sativa Japonica Group (Japanese rice), 1893 nucleotides long. RefSeq names its product putrescine hydroxycinnamoyltransferase 1-like. The record is from RefSeq and is a predicted model, not a curated record. Gene Ontology annotation, molecular function: acyltransferase activity, transferring groups other than amino-acyl groups. NCBI's taxonomy places the organism in Eukaryota, Viridiplantae, Streptophyta, Magnoliopsida, Poales, Poaceae.
GCCAUUCAGCCCAACUAUCAACCAUGUAACCCUAGCUCUAGGUGCUCUCCAGUCUCUCUCCUGCUCUCCACCCACACAGCCGCCCGCCAGCAUCUGCAUCUGCAUCUCCCUCUGCGCCAGCGACGGCCGGCGCGCCCCAUCGCCGCCUCCGCCGUCGACUUGCCCCAUCACCGCCAACGAGGCGUUCUGCCGCCUGGCGCCGCUCGUCACGUACGAGGACAUCCUCCGCAUCGCCAACGGCGACACCUCACCAUCCUAUCCGGCAAGCCUGUCAGCGAGUUCCUCACCAGUUUAGUAUGCAUUGCAGCCAAUAUUUUCUCAUGGACAAGGCGCUGAAGUGAGAGACGACAGACGAAGAGGUGAAAAAAAUGGAGUCAUGUUUUGUAACGCCCCACGAGGACACGCCAGAGACGAUAGAAGAAGAGGUGAAAGAGAUGGAGUCUUGUUUUGUAACGCCCCACGAGGACACGCCAAGGCAAGGGCUCUGGCUCUCUCCCCUCGACAUAGUCAUGGUCAGCAGAGGCCAUACCCCUACUGUGUACUUCUACCAACGUGACACUGCCACUGUUGCUGCCGAUUUUUUCGAGGUAGGCAGGCUUAAGGAGGCUAUGGCAAAGGCCCUAGUGGCCUUCUACCCCUUGGCAGGCCGUCUCAGUGUAGAUGGUGAUGGUAGGCCUGAAAUUGACUGCAAUGCCGAGGGUGCGCUCUUUGUUGUGGCUCAGUCAAAACUCACCGUUGAUGCCUUCAGCGACCUUAAGCCAUCACCAGAGUUGAGGAGGUUGUUUGCCCCCCGUAUUGAGCCAGCAUCCAUCAUGCUUGGAGUACAGGUGCACAUUAAUUAUUCCUUGCAGGUGACUUUCUUGAGUUGUGGUGGUGUGGCAUUAGGGACGGUGUUGCACCAUGUCGCCAUCGAUGCCCUUAGCGCGUUCCAUUUCUUCCAGACAUGGUCUUCUUUCUGCCGAGAUGGUGAAGCCGCCAUGUUGGAGCUGCCCUGCCAUGAACGCACCCUCCUCCGCACACGCUCCCCACCUAUCGUCCACCCGGAUGUGCACUCAAUGUUCAGUCUAAAGCUCAACUUCUGUGAGCCAUCAGACCCUAUAUCCACCAAGAUAUUCGUCAUCUCCAAGAACCAGCUCGAUGCCCUUAAACAAAUAUGUGGUGGAUUGAGCACAUUUUGUGCCAUGAGCGCCCUUGUAUGGCAGUGCAUGUGCAUUGCUCGGCAACUCCCUCUAGACGCCGAGACACGCGUCAUCUUCCCAGUCAACAUUCGGCGCCGUGUGAAGCCACCUCUCCCAGAUCGCUACUUCGGCAAUGCACUUGUCGACUUGAAAGUAGCCUCCACAGUUAGGGACAUUGUCUUGGGGACACUGGAUGUAACUGCUGCCCAGAUAAAGAACGCAUUGGGACGCCUUGACGAUGAGAUGCUGCAGUCGGCGAUAGACUACAAUGAGAUGGCAGGGAUGCCCAACAAGCAUACCAAGGGAAACCUGCCAGAUACAGAAUUACGAAUGGUCUCUUGGCUAGGCAUGCCAGUUUAUGAUGCGGAUUUUGGGUGGGGGAAGCCGGAGAUGAUGUCUCGUGCGGAGUCUGUGCGUGGCGGAUUUGUUUAUAUGAUGGAUGGCAUUGACAACGAUGGGGGUGGCGUGCGUGUGCUCAUGUGUAUGGAGGCACGAAAGAUGGAGGAGUUCGAGCGACUGUUUUAUGCCAAGUUUGCACAAUGAAGAAACUACCUAGCUAGAACAUGAUGCAUGUUUUCUGUUCUAUUAUCAAUAAUGGAUGUUUCAUGUAAUAAUAUAACCAAAUACCUCCAUAUAUUUUGGUGGCAUGGUUGUUUCAGACAUGACAGGGUGUGGUUGAUUUACGCGGACACCACAAAAAUGUGGUUGAUUUACA